AAAAGAUCAGGUGAUGCCUUCCCUGCUCCGCCUCCCCGUUAUAUAGGUCCUUUUACCUGAGACAGACCAAGACUCCUGGAGGAUAGAGCCCCCUGGUCCCCAGCUUUCCAGAACAGCAGACAUGAGUAAGAAGGCUGAUGAUCGUCAGAUCAAGGACAGACUGGAACAGCUGAGAUGUCCCUUUACAUGGAACUUGCUCAUUGAAGAUUCUGAAGUGCCUAAUUUAGAAAACAGAGUCUUGGAGCAGCUAGAGUUCCUAGACAACUCACACAAUGCAAGAACCCACAACCUACUGGCCUAUGUGAAACACCUGAACGGCCAGAAUGAGGAGGCCCUGGAGUGCUUGAAGAAAGCUGAAGACUUAAUCCAGAAAGAGUAUGCUGACCACUUGGACAGGAGGAGUCUGGUGACCUGGGGCAACUAUGCCUGGGUCUACUACCACAUGGGCAGGCUGGCAGAAGCCCAGACUUACCUGGACAAGGUGGAGAAGACUUGUAAGAAGUUUUCAAGUCCCUUCUGUUAUAGGAUGGAGGAUCCUUGGAUGGACAGUGACGAAGGAUGGGCCUUGCUGAAGUGUGGAGGAAGGAAUUAUGGACGGGCCAAGGCCUGCUUUGAAAAGGCUCUGGAAGUGGACCCUGACAACCCCGAAUUCAGCGCUGGCUAUGCGAUCACCACCUACCGUCUGGAAGGCUUUAAUCCAACAACAAAGUAUAAAACGUCAUUUUCAUUGCAACCACUAAGACGGGCCCUCAAACUAAAUCCAGAAAAUGUGUAUGUUAAGGUUCUCCUUGCCCUGAAGCUUCAGGAUGUAGGAAAGAAAGCUGAAGGAGAAAAGCUCCUUGAAGAAGCACUGAGCAGCCAGUCCUCGCAGAUCUAUGUCUUUCGAUAUGCAGCCAAGUUCUACCGAAGAAAAGGCUGCCUGGAUAAAGCUCUCCAGCUUUUAAAAAUGGCCUUGGAGGCUGCACCCACCUCUGCCAUUCUCCAUCACCAGAUAGGGCUUUGCUAUAAGGAACAGCUAAGGAAAUCUAGAGGGAAGGAUCCAAAACAGGCCAGCAGCACACUAAGAUUAGCUAUAGCUCACUUCGAAGCUGCUGUAAAGGAAAAGCCCACAUUUGGAUUAGCUUACUUGGACCUAGCCAACAUGUACACUAAAGGAGGUGAAUACCAAAAGGCUGAGGACACUUACCAGAAAGUACUCAGCUUGCGUGAAGUCAAUAAAAGCUUAUUGCAACAGAUUCAUUUUCGUUAUGACCAGUUUCAGGAACGUCAUAGGAAACCAGAAGGUGAUGCUAGGGCCUGCUCCUCACGAGGGCUAAAUGUGGACAGGGAGUCAGAUGCUCAAGGGAAAAUUGUCAGUGCUUUAGAGAAGUUGUCGAUAAGCCUUCAUCAGAAUAAGGCUGAUGUGGAGACUUUGAAUCUCCUUGUGCCUGUUCAGAAAUUGAAAGGAGGAAGAGCGUGAAGCCCUACUCUCUUGAGAGUGCCUGAGACUGGCUGCUAGCUUGAACCCUAACUUUUAAAAUGUUAGAUGUUAUUCUACCUGCAUCAAAACACCAUGCAAAUCAUCCCUGAUUGCUGCCUUUAAGAAAGUAUAACUAUAACCAAGCCAUCAGAGAAGCAAACUGCUUCCAGAUUGCACUUAGUCUUAGAGUUCAUUUUAAUAGAGUAAAUCUUAGGAAACUCACUUCACAGUGAGUCUUAUGGUACCUUACCUUUUACCUCCCCCACAAUAGAUAGAGCCUAACACUAAUUAGUGAAUAUUAACAAUAACCUUGCUGAGUCCUUUCAGCUACCAGGCUGCAGAGACGAGGAGAGGAUCAACGCCACAAGCCCCCUCCCGUAUGACUGGCUGAGAAGAUGUUUAUCAGCUCAAGCAUUGCAAAGCCACACCUAGGCCUUCACUGCUUCUGGGACCAGCAGAUGGCAUAUGGUUAUGUCACUGGACUCCCACAUAGUUGACUGCGGUUCGAGUCCCAGACCCAGUGGAUUGAAAUUCAUGCCAGGUGCGUG
This is a messenger RNA of Tupaia belangeri chinensis (Chinese tree shrew), 2007 nucleotides long. RefSeq names its product interferon-induced protein with tetratricopeptide repeats 1. Lineage: Eukaryota; Metazoa; Chordata; Mammalia; Scandentia; Tupaiidae. The record is from RefSeq and is a predicted model, not a curated record. Gene Ontology annotation, cellular component: cytosol. Gene Ontology annotation, molecular function: RNA binding; protein binding. Gene Ontology annotation, biological process: defense response to virus.